Aspergillus saccharolyticus JOP 1030-1 is the source of this 905-nucleotide messenger RNA. RefSeq lists its product as uncharacterized. Lineage: Eukaryota; Fungi; Ascomycota; Eurotiomycetes; Eurotiales; Aspergillaceae. The transcript has a single exon. The record is from RefSeq and is a predicted model, not a curated record. The coding region runs from base 181 to 579 and encodes 132 amino acids.
UUUAGAUGUACUUCUCUAAUUCUCCUUGAUGGUGUAGCUCUUAGUAGUCAUGGCUAUGCCAUUCUUCCUCUUAGUAGAUAUCCCUUUCGGUUGACACCCCGAUCGAGACAUCCAUCCACCACCACAACAACUACAGCAGCAGCAGCAACAUCCAGGCACGAAUCCAGUCCAAACCUACCAAUGCAUCCAAUCAACCACUUCCCAACCCUGCACUCACGUCCACCCUUCAGAAUCCGUCCACCUCAACCACUGCCCCAAGCGCAUCGGACACAUCACAUUCCCCACGCACCACCCAGCCAACAGAUCUAUACACGUACAAUCCACCGUGGACACAACCGACCGAUCAAUCACUUAGCCAACCACCACCAAUCACACCACAACCAUACGAUUCAUCCACGCACGCAGCAAACCCAUCGACCCGAUCGAUACUCGAUCCAUCCAGAAACCCCGAGCCACUCGCGCAGCGCAUGCAUGACGAGCUGGGAUCUCCGCACGGGCGCGCCCUUCUCGAAUGCUACGAUGCGGCUAAAGACAGCCCAGAAUGAGGCUAGAAGGUUAGGUAGGGUACUCUGCUUAUAGUACUCGGUUUAUAGGACGGGUUCAUUUAUCUGGAACUAGAAGGGGGUUAGAAUGGUGUUCCAUGGGUUGGGCGGUGGUACCUAAGGUAUGGUGUGUGUUGUUUGAUUGAUUAGUGUGAGUUAGAAAUAGAUGUUCUUGUGGGUUGGCGCGGGAGUUGAGAUGGAUGAUUUGGGAUGUUUCUUCUUGGUUAUAGUAGUUGUAUAUAUGACUCAUGGUUGAGGAUUUGGUGUUUAGGUCGGUUGGAUCAGAGGGGUGUUGAGGACUGAUUCAUACCAUAUACAAUCAGGUUCAUAAGGGUAGUCAGAAUGAGAAUGUGCUUAACUGUG